Messenger RNA from Ambispora gerdemannii, 768 nucleotides. The record is from the annotation of a GenBank genome assembly. NCBI's taxonomy places the organism in Eukaryota, Fungi, Glomeromycota, Glomeromycetes, Archaeosporales, Ambisporaceae.
AUGGCUCAAGCUGCAAUUCAGAUGUUAGCGCCACAUAAUAAACAUUCUUUACCUCCGUGUCAACACUUGGAGCAACAUUUUGAUUCUCCCGAAGUCAUUCGUGACAUUGUGAUAGGUCUCAGUGAUGGCUUGACUGUUCCAUUUGCUUUGGCUGCUGGACUUUCCUCACUUGGCAACCCUAAUUUAGUUGUCACUGCUGGUCUAGCUGAACUUCUUUCCGGGGCAAUAUCUAUGGGUUUGGGAGGAUAUCUGGCUGCUAGAUCAGAGGCAGAUCAUUAUGACACUGAACGAAAACGUGAGGAAAGAGAAGUUGUGGAUUGUCUAGAGGAUGAAAUUGAUGAGAUUGUUGAAAUACUUGAACCUUAUGGUCUCGAUCGAGAUUCUUUAGGUCCAGUAAUUGAGAAACUGAAAAACAAUCCCGAAAAAUUCGUCGACUUUAUGAUGAAAUUCGAAUUGAAUUUAGAAAAGCCAGAUCCAAAACGGUCCUGGAUUAGCGCUAUCACCAUUGGACUUUCAUAUUUCAUCGGUGGUUUGAUCCCCUUAAUCCCGUAUUUCAUGGUGCAAGAUGCAAUGAGUGGAUUCUGGAUAAGUAUCGUAGUAACCGUGUUAUGUUUGAUGUUAUUCGGUUAUGCGAAAUCGUAUUUCAUAGCUCCGGACAAAGCGUUAAUGGCGGCCUUGCAAACAGCAAUGGUGGGGAUAUUGGCCGCAGGAUCAGCAUUUGGUCUUGUUAGAUUAAUCGAAAACAAUCAAUAUGAAAUUAAAAGUUAG